Molecule: messenger RNA, 5291 nt
Organism: Carassius gibelio (silver crucian carp)
Lineage: Eukaryota; Metazoa; Chordata; Actinopteri; Cypriniformes; Cyprinidae
Product: serine/arginine repetitive matrix protein 2
Exons: 8
Coding region: 379-3666 (1095 amino acids)
Biological process (GO): regulation of mRNA splicing, via spliceosome; regulation of cell cycle
Molecular function (GO): RNA binding
Source: RefSeq, a predicted model, not a curated record
AUCUAUCAAUAAAUCGAAAAGGUAGUAAUAUAAUAUACUUUUAUAUUAGCCUUUAUUAUUUAACUUCCAACGGUACUGUAAUUAGUCAAAUACGUAGUGAAAAGGUAAAUGCGAAUCCAUUAAGAUGACACUAGAUGCCGCUGUUCUUUUAGCUACACCGACAGGCGAGCGAAGAAGUCUUGUCCUGUUUCGUGUGUUUCUGGGAUACUGGCGGACUAAGUGUGCUCUGAAUGUCAUGGCGACCAACAGCGAGCAACUUUCCCGAGGUUUCGUAACGGAUAAAACUGAAGAAAUCCACAACACAGAGUGAGAAAACGGGGUCAGAGCAAAGACUACAGAAAUCAUCACAAAAAUUAAGAUUGGGAUUCAGUUUUUGAAAUGGAGUGUGCAGUAAACACUGGUCCUGAUGAUGAGCCAUCUGAUACUGCUGUUCCGUAUGAAGUCAUUACUGUAAAGGAUGAAAGUGAGACACCAAAAAAGAAAAACAAGAAGCAUAAGAAACACAAAAGUAAAAAGAAACGUAAGAAGCGUAAGGGUGAAAAGGAGAGUAGCUCUGAAUCAGGAGUUGACUCAGAUGGUGAUUCCCAAACCAGAACAAGUGUGAAAAAAGAUGGCUCAUCUAACCCUGAGGCUGAUGAUCAUGCGAAUGCCACAAAAAACUGUAUAGAAGACCUCAGUGAUGUGGAAGCUGAUGCCAAGGUUAAAAAGCAGAAACAUCGUGGUGGGAAAAAGAAGAAGAAAAAAAGACGGAAAGAGGAGGAAAAGCAGGAGAAAAAGUCCUCCUCUCGCUCAAGGUCAGCGAGUACCUCAGUGUCAGGGUCAGACUCAGAACCAGACUCCAAACAAUCACAAAAAUUGGAGGUAGCAAAUUUAAAGAUGGACAGAAAGUCACCUAUCACUGCAGCUAAAUUUUCAAAAGACAAAUUUAAAGAUAGCACAGCUCAGUUGGAAGAUAAAAAGACAGAAAUUACUUCUGAUCACACUGAAGAAGCAAGUUUAAAAUUAGGAGAAAUAAAACCGAUGUCUCCUGAGAUUGCACAUGCAAUAAUCACAGAGAGGGACAUGAAGGUGGAAACUGUUGGGGAACAUGAAAACUUUGGGAAAGCUCAAGAACUUCCUGAUAUUAUCCCUAAGCAAGAGAAUGUGCACAAAGAGCAAGCUGUCCAGAAGGACAUUUCAAAGGAAUCAAAUGGGAAUCAGAAAGAAAAGAAAAAACAGUCCAUCUCCAGGUCAAGGUCAAGGUCACGAUCGCUUUCAGACACUAAAGGGAAAAAAUCCAAACACAGUUGCUCUAGAACUCCAAAGAAGUCAUCUGGUAAAUCAGGACGUCAUAAUGACAGAUCAUCUUCAAGGGACAGGUCUGUGUCUGGCUCUGGUGGGAAGGAUAGAACAAAACGUAGAAGAUCUAGGUCUCCAAGACGGUCCCCGUCCAAAGUAAAAAAGAAAACUGGACGGAGGUCAAGGUCACUCUCUGGAAGAAGAGCAUAUGGCUCUGACUCGAGGUCCCACACAAGGACCAAAAGAUCCAGGACCAGGUCUCCACGACGUGGUCAUCGUUCAAGAUCUAGGUCAACUGGAAGAUCAAGACGUUCACGCUCAAGAUCAAAACAAUCUAUUUCACAGCGGAAGAAUCGGCGCUCAAGAUCAAGGUCCAGAUCUGUACGGAGAGGAAGACACUCAAGGUCCCGCUCUCGAAAGAAAACUCCUCCUCGUUUGAGGCGGUCCAGGUCUAGAUCUGUCCGAAGAGGCAGGCGAACUCGCUCAAGAUCCAUUGUGAUCCUUAAGCGUUCUAGAUCACGCUUGAGAAGAAACAGAAGAUCUAGAUCAAGAUCUGCUCGCAGAAGAUCAGGUUCAAGAAGCCCAAGACGUCAAAGUAAGUCUCGGUCACCUCAACGCACCAGGCCCUCUGCGUCACGUUCUCCGGCAGCCUGUCAAAGGAGGUCAAAAUCUAGGAGCCCUCAUAGCACAAAGUCACAGUCAGCAUCUCCUCAACGACAUAAAAGAUCAAAGUCACGGACAUCUUCACAUAAUUCAAAGUCUGAAUCCCCAAUAUUAGGAAGAACUAAAAAGCAAAAAGGUACACCGUCAAGAUCAGUUUCUCCGAGAUGCACAUCAAGAUCAAGAUCCAUUUCUAGGGAGCGACAGUCAUCAGAUAGAAGUAUAUCUCCUACCAAGAGGGCACACUCUAAAUCUCCGACAAAGGAGGAAAAGUCCUUAAAGGAUAAGAUUUUGAAAGAUACCUCAGAGACUAAACAGCCAGUUUUAGAUCCUGUGGAGGAAAAUCUAGAAAUAAAAGGGUCAGCAGGGUUAAGUGGAUGGAAACCAGUGUCUACUGAAUGUACAUCUGUGCAAAAUCCAUCAAAUGAAGAUGUAAAAUCAUCAGAAUGUGAAACACAAAGUAAAAACAUUGAGCAAGAGCCCGAACAUCCCUCUGAAUGUGAAGGGAGAUCAAACCGAUCCAGAUCUUUGUCCUCAGAGCCAGUUCCUCAACAUAUUACUGUAGGGACAGAUCAAGAUGAUCGCUCAGGGAGCUCACGAUCACCUUCACCGAGUAAAGUUAAAGAAUCAAAGUCCUCCAACAGAACAUCACCUGUUCGUAGAAAGCGCUCCAAAUCAGCUUCUCCCACACAGAAAAGGCGAUCCAAGUCUAAAUCUGUCAGUAGCAAGAGGAGGUCAAGAUCUCCUGUACGAAAACGCAAGUCCAGGUCUCCCUCACAUAGUCGUAAAAAGAGGACAAAAUCUCGGUCUCCUGUUCGGAAAAGAAGAUCAAGAUCAACCAAUCGAAGGGCAAAAUCACGAUCAAAAUCUCACACAAGAGCAAAGCGCUCAAAAUCAAAGUCCCCCAAGCGGAAACGGUCAAAGUCUAGAUCGCCAGCUCGAAAAAGAAGGUCCAAAUCGCGUUCCCCUGCUAGAAAGAGAAGAUCUCGUUCACGGUCAAGGGCUCGUCAGUCACGAUCCAGAAGGUCACGUUCUGUUUCACGUCGGAGGAGACCAGCAUUUCGUGGACGAUCUUUUGAUCGACGAGAUCGAUGGAAACGUGAACCAAGUCAUUCACCAAUUUUGAUUCUCCGUAAGAGGAGGUCCACCUCAAGAUCUCGUCGCAGUUCUAGCAAGACGCCACCACGUCUCACUGACCUAGAUAAAGAUCAACUUUUGGAGAUUGCGAAGGCUAAUGCUGCUGCAAUGUGCGCUAAAGCCGGAAUGCCCAUACCUGAAAGUCUCAAGCCUAAGGCAAUUCUGCAGUUACCUCUGCCAACCCCAGCUCCAACCCCAUUGUCUUUGCCUCUGCCACUUCCUGUGCCCAAUUUACCUAUGAAUCUGCCCAUGGGUAUACCAGGUAUGACUGCAAUGCCUAACAUGACAAUGAACGCUGCCAUGGCAAGUAUGACUGCAGCGACAAUGACUGCUGCUCUCUCCAACAUGGGUGCUCUGGCAUCUAUGCCACCGAUGGCCCCACUUCCUACCAUUACCAACAAGCCCCCUUCAGCACCUACACCUAAUCUGGCUAGUAUUGAGGAGGUGAAGAGGAAAGUGACUCAACAAGCUAACAGCAUUAGCAUCAAAGAGUUUACAGAGAAAUGUAAACAGAUUGCUGAGAGCAAGGAGGAGAUGAGCAUUGCACGGCCACAUGUUUCAGAUGAUGAUGAUGAUGAUGAGAGACGGUAACCCACUGUCCUUCUGCUGCAUCUCGAAUAUAGUCCUGAUGAUGGACACCUGCGGCUUGUAUUUAGGAUGGAUUCUGCUAGAGGAUUGCAUUCUUCAUGUAAAUAAAGCUUUUGUUUGCUCACAGGAGAAGGACAUUAGAGCAUCUGGACACUUGAAGCUACACUGUUUUCAGUCAUCUUUAAAUUGUCAGUUAUUGGAACAGCUGCAAGCUACAGGAACCUUUUUUUCUUUUUCUUUUUUUACCUUGGACUACAAACUACCACAUUGGACCAUUCAGUAUGUCUAAAAGUAGAACAAAGGGGCUGAAGUGUUGAACAGACAUACUACCUGCCCAGACUGACAGUGAAAUGUUUUGCUUUCAGGCUUGUUUUUACCUUCACUACAUAUGGUGCCUCUUGAUGCCAUUGAAGAAGGACCUCUGGUAGAUUUAAUUCAGAUUUAUAGGUGUACUUAAAAGAAAGAACUGAUUUUGUGGUGUAGUUUAGAUCACAGGUAAGGUCUGUUGGUACACACUUUCAGAGCUUUCUGUUAACGUACAGAGACAUGAUCAUUUUAGAAGGUUUUUUUUUUUUUCCUGUCAUUUUAAAAUUAAUGAAGUGUUAGUCACUUGUUUAAAUACAUUAAAGAUAAUUGUUUUUGUUCAUUAACACUUUUGUGAAUUUUUAAAGCAAAUUAAAUGUUGAGUUUCAGAGUUGUGGAUGUACUUGAGUGCUAUACUUAACAGAUGAUGUUUGCAUUGAUGUGCAUUGUAAGGGUUCUGACCACAUCCUUUAUUAACAUUGGUUAAACCUUGCUGUCCUGCUUGAUGGUAACUGGCAUUGUGGCAAAAUUCACAGAUAAUGACUCAUUGAUGAGAUUAAAGGUUUCUAUUCUUAUUUUUAGUCUUCUCAUAUAGUGCAUCCUUGUAUAUGACAGACCACGUUGCAGUUGUGUGGUAUACAAUGCUGUUUUAUCUUUGUGACUGAAAUAUUUGACCCAGCAUAGCUGCAGGGUGGGAUGCUGUAUUUUCAGGAGUGAAAACAUCACCCAUCACUAUUCUAGAUAAAGGGUGAUUAAAAUGCAUAAGAUUGUUUAGACACAUGUACUGUAUAUUGUGUAGGUGUGUGUUUUGUCUGAAUUAUUAUUAUUAUUUUUUACCUCUCCACCUCUACCUCUGUGUUCUAUGGUGGAGACCACUUUACCGAUUUAUCUAAAAAAAAAACAUGAUGAUGGCACAGCUCCUACUAAUUAACUUAAAAAUAUUUAACUCUUUAAGGUCGAUACAUGAAGAUUCAUUGUUAGAGUAUGUUUAACAAGAUGGAAUUUUCCACACAAAAUAGUUGAUAGGUUUGUCACAGUAUUGUUGUCCACAUUUAAGAAAUGAUCCGAACUUCUGUACAGAAUUUCUUUACACUCCAUUAGAUUAAUUAACAAGCAUUGGGAAUUAUAAUUAUUUCGUUUUGCCAGUAUUGUUUAUUUUAAGGGACAUUUCACCCAACAGUGAAAUUAUUGUCACCAUUUAUCCACCCUCAUGUUGUUCCGAACCUGUGUGACUGACUUUUUCUGCAGAAAGGUUUGUGUUAACAUGAGGAUGAGUAAAUGAUGGCAAUUUCCAUUCCUGGACUAUCCCUUCAAUUAGAAAUCUC